This is a messenger RNA of Dimorphilus gyrociliatus, 6571 nucleotides long. The record is from the annotation of a GenBank genome assembly. Lineage: Eukaryota; Metazoa; Annelida; Polychaeta; Dinophilidae.
UACAUCGAAAAUAUGUAAAACUCUAUCGAAUUCAGUAUCCGAAAAUCAAUUUAAACAAUAUUGUAAGAACGGAUGGGAAUAUUUUGGAGGUUAUUGUUAUUAUUUCGAUGAAGAGAAGAUGACUUAUUGGCAAGCGGAAACGAAAUGCCAAUUUAAUGGUGCUCACUUGGCUUCUCAAACGAAUAAAAAUGAACAAAUGUAUUUAAAAUUAAAGGCCAACUCUAGCCAACUUUGGUACUAUAUAGGCUUAUCAGAUCGAAGACACGAAGGUGUUUUCGAAUGGGAAGAUGGAAUGCCGUUUGAUAGAACUCUAGAAGACUGGAAUACGGGUGAACCUAAUGAUUCCUAUGAUAUUGAAGAUUGCGUUAAUUUAUGGAAUGAAAUGGGAGUUUGGAAUGAUACUCCAUGCGAUUAUCCAAUAGGAUAUGUUUGUAAAGUUUUGGCUUUACCGACUACAAACAAUAUUGGACUGCACCAAAUAACUAGUCAAAGUUCCUCUAUUCAUGGUUCUUAUCUUGCAGUCGAUGGCGUACCGAAUACCUGUGCUCUUACAACAAAAGAAAAAAAUCCAUGGUUUAGAGUAGAUUUAACUGAAAUUUAUAGAAUAUAUGCAGUUGAAUUAAUCACUGGCGAACGUCUUUUGAAAAACACCGACAUUCUUGCUUCGUAUGAUAGUCUUGAAAAGAGAGUUUGUAAGAAUAAUAUUACAAUCGACUCUAUGGUGACAUUACAACAUUGUCCAGAAGAUAUGUUCGGUCGAUUCGUUAUUUUAGAGUCAAUUUCCGAACAAUUAAAAUAUCUUCAGCUAUGCGAAGUAAGAGUUUAUGGUAAAGGUACAGGUUGUGGUUUGCCUCUGGGUCUUGCAAGUGGUCAAAUAAAAGCUGUUCAAAUAUCAGCUUCUUCUGAAGAAGAUUCAACAACUCUUCCUUUUUUCGCCAGGUUGUAUAGAGGUGGCGGUUGGUGUCCUCAUUAUACGGACAAACAGCCAUAUAUACAAGUUAAUUUAAUUAGCAAGUAUAAUUUACAAGGAUUUACUACGAAAGGCUUGGAGUCUUCCGCCUUUUAUGUAAGACAUUUGAUAACUAUUAAAUAUGGAUUUUCUGUCGAGGAAUUACUUUCCAUCAAUAAAACUUACCUCGUGAAAUCCAGCCAUCACCUACAAUAUUUCAUAUUCCCAUUGGAAAUAACAGCAAGCUUUGUCAGGUUAAUGUUAAAUUCCACAGCUGAUAGACCAUGCCUUGAAUUUGAGCUAUACGGCUGUAGGAAAAUAGUAGAAUCAAUAAGGGAAAAUAAUGUUCAUGGAUAUCCAGCUGUACCGCUUAUAGCAUCACCUCCAAGCGAACGUCAUUGUUAUCAUAGACUAGACGCCUUCUCAAAUUUAUCGCCAAUAACAAUAAAGGAAAUAUACUAUUAUCCAUUUAUCGACUCAUUUUAUUUAGAAGUUUGGAGAUGGCAAGAAUUCAAUAUUACAGCACAAAGAAUUUCAGUAGUAAAAGUAACUGGUAACCAAGGAUACCGAGUUGUUAAUAUUACCUUAAAUGCUAACGAAUUUCUCGGAAUUUCGUCGCCAAAUGCAAUUUGUCCAAUUAUAUUUUCUCAAAAAAAUACUUAUAUUGAUUCAACAGAAAUAAAAGAAUACCUUCUAAUAGAAGAUAAUCCUAGCUUGUCUCUAGAUGUUUUCAACUCGUCAAAGACAAACUUUACCAUAUUAAGCGGUGUUCAAACGUUUAAUUAUCGUUUUACUAUUAACCAUGAUAACAAUUCUGGAGAAGUUACGAAUGAAUGCUCUCAAGUAGAGAUUACUAAGCCUAUGACAUUUACAUCACCCGAUUAUCCUAAUUAUUACGGAGGUCGUAGAAAUUGUAUUUGGAAUAUUAUAAAACCAAGUGAUAAAAGUCUAAAAAUUGAUUUUGAAGCAUUUAAUCUUUUCUAUAAAGAUGAAGAGGAAAAGUUUAAAAUGGGAUUUUGCCAAGAUUCUGUAACUUUAUACAGUGUAAUAAACAAUAGUACGGAUGUUGUGCAAUCUGCAAAUGGAAAUGCUUUUCCAUUGAUUAUGACUGACAUAGCCUAUAUAAGAAUCAUCUUCUCUUCUUGCGAACCUUUUAAAAUCGUUUCUAACUCGGGUUUUAAAGCAACUGUAUCAUAUACAAAUUGCACAGGAUGUGCCAUAGGCCUAAUGUCCAAAAUAAAUUACUGCCAAUCGGAAUGUGGUUUUUUAGCUUCAACCUUCUAUCCUCAUAAUUAUCCAUCGGACACAAACGCUGAAUGGAAUAUUCAAGUGGAACUCUACAAGUAUAUUCAACUUCAGUUUUAUCACGUUAAUAUGGAAUCUGAACGACCUGAAUGUCUUCAAGAUUAUGUUGAAGUUUACGAUGUUAGUUGGGAAGGAGUGGAAAAACUCAUUGGACGCUACUGCAAUGUAAAACAACCUCCAACUUAUUUAUAUUCAAGUUGGAAUAGAAUGAUAAUUCGAAUGAAAAGUGACCAAGCAUAUUCAGCAAAGAGAGGAUUCUUUGCCAAAUAUAUCACCUUCGAAAGCAGUCUUUCGGUUGAUAGUCUUCAAAAGAUUGAAAGAAACUCAACUCUUUGUCCUGGAAAUUGGAUUCAUUAUGAAAAAUCUUGCUAUCGUUAUCAUUCUCAAGAGACGACUAUGACCUGGAUUGAUGCAGAGAGCACUUGUCAAACUAAAAAAUCCCAUUUAUUAAGUAUUAUGAACGAAGGAGAAAUGAGCAUCAUACAUCAUCUACUUACUACUGAAUGGAGAAGUAACAAUACUAGAACCUUUAUAGGCUUGAACGAUAGGAAGAAUGAAGGUCAGUUCUGGUGGUCUGAUGGUCGACCAAUGGUAUUUACUGCAUGGGCAAAUACAUCAAUAACGGACAGAUCUCAACCAGAUGGUGGAUCUUUGGAAAAUUGUGCUGUUAUAGAAUUAAGAAACCUUUAUUCGACUAAUCAAUGGCACGAUGUACCCUGUUCAGUGAGCAACGUUAAACAAUUCAUCUGCAAAUUGGAUGAUUAUUCAUUAAGGAGAGAAAAAUUGGAUUUAAAUUUAAACUCCUCUCUAGUCAAUGAUUCUUCGUUGUUUAAAUGUAAUAAUUCAGAGUUUAUUCAUAUUUGGGCCGUCUGUAACGGUAAAAAUGAUUGUGUUGAUGGAUCCGACGAAAUAGGUUGUACUUUAGAAUGUCCCUCAUCAUUUUAUAGUUGCGGAAAUGGUGAAUGCAUUCCAUUCUCUUAUCAAUGCGACCAGAAAGAGGAUUGUUCAAAUGGUAAAGAUGAAAGCAAUUGCGUUCUCAAGACGUGUGAUCAGGACGAAUUUAUGUGUGUUAAUGGACAAUGUAUUAAGAACACGGACAGAUGCGAUAGAAUUGAACAUUGUAUGGACGGUUCAGAUGAAAGUGAAUGCGAUUUUUGUAUGCAACCAGACAUGUUUCAAUGUUUUGAUGGCGCUUGUCUUCCUUGGAAAACUCGUUGUGACAAGACACACGAUUGUGCCGGAUGUUCUUACGAAGAUGAAAUUGGCUGCUAUGGAACAGCAAUUUCCCUUUGUUCAAAUUUAGGAAAUGCCGUUGGAGAAGGUUAUCCGAGUGUUACCUGCUAUAUAAAUCAAACAAUAGAUGUUGGCCGUAUAGAUAUAGAUAAAGCAAUUAAAAUAAGCCAGGAUGAUAAUGAUACAAAUUCAAUUCACGUGGACGUCUACUAUCCAGCUUUCCCAAAUAACGAACUAUUAGUUGCCGCAAUGCAAAAAUCUAAAUCCUGUACUCAAACAGUAACAAUAAAACCUUGCGGUAGUGUGCAAAAAACAACUAGAAAUGGUAAUUGCGAAGAAACAUUUCAAGUGUCUAAUAGGCUAUUUAUACCAAUUUUAUAUAUAUAUCUAAAGACAACAAACGUGAGGUAUAAUUCCCUUGAAAUAGGAAAAUUAAUGUGCUUAGUCGAUCUGGGACAUGAAGAAUCUGAGAAAUUCAUUUGUAAUAAUUUACAGAAAGUUGAUAAAAGACAACGUUGUUUAUUCGAAUAUGAUGAGUAUAACAUUCAAAUUGGCUGUAGAGAUAUGUCUCAUUUAAUUGAUUGCGGUAAAGACAAUGUUAAACCGCAAAAUACCGAAUGCGGUAAAGAUGUUGUUGCUGAAGAAUAUCGGGGAACGUUAAAUAGGACUAAUACAGGUAAAUACUGUCAGAGAUGGGAUAUUGAUUAUCCUCACGCUCAAGACGUUAACGAACCAUCGAUGGUUAGAGAGGCAACUGUCUCGGACGCUCAUAACUUUUGUAGAAACGUUUGGAGGUUAAAGUCUCCCUGGUGCCAUUCCCUUAGCCCUGAUCAUAGAAGAGAAUUUUGCGAUGUUCCCGUUUGCAAGGAAGAUAAGUCAAUUACGCCUAUGACUUGUCCAAAAGACUAUGUACGAUGUCCCAACUUCUAUUGUAUUCCUCUAAGAUAUGUUUGCGACGGUGUUUGGCAUUGUUCAAACGGUGAAGAUGAGCAAAAUUGCGAUAACUACUCUUGUCCUGGAUUUUAUAGAUGUAAAUCUAGCCGUAAUUGCAUUCCUCCUUAUCAAUUAUGUAAUGGUAAAUUUGAAUGCCCAGAAAAAGAUGAUGAAGAAUUUUGUCAGACAAAAUGUCCUGCUCAUUGUAAAUGUAUUGGAUUAUCUUGGUUUUGUAACAUUCCAGUUGAUUUAAAUGGAAUUAAAGAAGCAAGAGAGUUCAUUAGACAAUUAGAAUUACCAUUUGUUGAUAUGAAUACUACACAGAAAGAUUUCUAUACUUUUCCAUUUCUUACUAAGUUAAAUUUAUCUCAUUCAAAUAUUCAUUUUCUGGAAGAAUAUUCUUUCACAAAAACUCCAAAUUUAUUCUCAUUGGACCUAAGUUGGAAUAGUAUUGAACGCUUAAGUUCCAAUACUUUCCGUGGUUUGGGAAGACUACAAGAAUUAGUCCUAACUGGUAAUCGUAACUUGAGAAUUAUAGACCCCUACUCUUUCAACGGUCUAAAUAGUUUGCCUAAUUUAUAUUUAUCUGGUUUAAAUAUUGAAAAAUUGCCAGAUAAUUCCUUUCAAGGACUGAACUCGUUAAAAGUUCUUGAUUUGGCAAAUAAUCGGUUGGAAUCAAUUUUUGAUAAUUCCUUCUUUGGUUUGUCAAAUUUACAAGAAUUGGAUUUAAGUGAUAAUGAUAUCGGAGCUGCUAAUAGUAAAACUUUCGCUCCAUUAAGUCAAUUGAUAAAGUUAACGAGCGAUGAAUUCCGCUUUUGUUGUUUAUCCCCUCAAGUUGAUAAAUCCAAUUGUAAACCAGCCGCAGAUGCUAUAUCCAGUUGUAAUGAUUUGAUGAGAGAAAAUUAUCUAAGAGCAUUUUUAUGGAUUUUCGGCUUAUCGGCUUGUCUAGGUAACGCCUUUGUAUUUAUCUGGCGAUUUAAAGAUAUGAUGAAAACACCAAAUUCAAUGAUAAUUACAAAUUUAGCUAUUUUCGACUUUUUAAUGGGAAUAUACAUGCUGAUAAUAGCAUCUGUUGAUAUCUAUCUUAAAGGAAAGUAUAUUGAAUACGAUAGUAUAUGGAGGAAUCAUUGGUUAUGUAAAACUUCUGGAUUCUUAGCAACACUCUCUAGUGAGGGUUCCGUUUGUACUCUGGCUCUUAUGACGCUCGAUAGAGUUAUCAAUAUAGUAAACCCUCUAAGUACAAAAAAAUUAACAACUAAAAGUACAAUUGUAACACUAUUUGGUGUUUGGCUAUUUGUUUUUAUUAUUAGUAUCCUACCACUCUUUCCGAUUGACUAUUUCGGGUCUAAUUUCUAUGGCAGAUCCGGUGUAUGUGUUUCACUACCAUUGACAGCAGACAGACCAGCUGGAUGGCAAUAUUCUGCAGCAAUAUUUCUCGGUUUCAAUUUUGUUUGUUUUGUGAUCAUUGCAGCUGGAUACUUCUAUAUGUAUAGAAUAAUUAAUUCAUCCAGCUCCAGUUUAGGAAGUUCUCAAAGAAGGAAUCAAAUUGCUGUAGCAAGAAAGAUCAUGUUAAUCAUUCUUACUGAUUUUGUUUGUUGGUUACCUAUAAUCAUAAUUGGUUUCGUUGCCGUAACUGGAACGGAGAUAUCGGGUGAUGUUUACGCUUUUGUGAUCGUAUUCGUUCUACCUAUAAACAGCGCCCUUAAUCCUUUAUUAUAUACAAUAAGCUCGAUUAGGGCGCCAAAGAAGAAGAUGCGAAAAACCAAAAACUCAACUGGACCAAAUUCUGUAACAAGAAUUACUACUUACGACAAUGAAAAACACAAAACAUCGAUGAUUGUCUUCUACGGAGGUGACGGCAAACAAUUAACUUUGAAACAAGUUGCCAGCUUACGUCAAACAAAAGUUGCGGGUCUAUUAAUAAUAGCAAUUAAACUGUUUAAGAUAAUUAAUGGUCUACAUAACAUAGGCUUAGUGCACGGGAAUUUUAAAAUGAGUAAUACAGCGAUAAGAAAGAAUAAGAAAAUUUAUCAAGUUGGUAUUCUUGGCUUGGAAAACGCCCAACAUAUACAAAAUGAAUUUGAUACAUCAGAAGAUAUAUAUGGUUUAAGUAUUGCACUCCGAUCAGCUUUGCAAACGUUUAAUAAAUAA